This is a messenger RNA of Spodoptera exigua (beet armyworm), 1268 nucleotides long. NCBI's taxonomy places the organism in Eukaryota, Metazoa, Arthropoda, Insecta, Lepidoptera, Noctuidae. The record is from the annotation of a GenBank genome assembly.
AUGGGAAUUUUUAAUUCCGAAGGUCUAUAUGAUUUAGAGGCUACACUACAUUUUAUCAAGACAACGAUCCACGAUGAUUACACACAAGUUCAAAAAAUUGCUACACUAUGCGAAAAAGACCAAGAUGUGGAGUCAUCGGACUACAUCCAUCAUUCGAUUAUGUCUGAAUGCGCUGAUAAGUUUGGGGUCACAGAUCAUGACUAUAGAACAGCAUUAACAUCAGGUGAUGUGGACGCCAUCGAUCCAUGUUUUUGGAGCUGCUGCUUCAAGGGCACUGGAGUUUUUAAUGCCGAAGGUCUAUAUGAUUUAGAGGCUACGCUACCUUUUAUCAAAACCACGUUCCACGAUGAUAAUUACAAGCAAGUUCAAAAAAUUGCUACACUAUGCGAAAAAGUCGACGAUUCGAAGGAGAAAGAAUCUGUCAGCACCAUGACGUCCUCAAGUGUAGUUUGGUGUGCAGUGAUUUGCAUUAGUACUGUGUUUGCGUGGUAUGACGAGCCUUACAAUAAAAAAGGCUUCGACGAAUGCAUUGAAAAAUUUCAUGUUCAACCUAGAGAGAAAGGUUCAUUUCAGAAACCUGACAUAUCUUCCGUCGAUCCUUGCUUUUGGGCUUGCGGUUUCAAGAUAUUGGGCUUCCUUGAUAGCGAAGGUCAAUACGAUCUGGAGACUACACAUUCUCAUUAUAAAAAGGAAAAUUUAUCAUAUCUGGGUGAAAAACAGGAAAAAGUUGAAGAAAUCAUAGAACAGUGUGAUGCAGAGGGAGGCGGCCAGCGUGAGGGAGCAAUCCUCCUUCUCACGCCCCAGCCACCGCAACAGGCGACACUACAGGAGUCAGGGAUCAAGGGACGAUCUCCGGCCACCGCAGGUGAGGAUGCAAAUUCGGUUUUCCAAGGAGCUAUAAAACCGUUGAUAGCCGAGUGCGCAAAAGAAUAUAAACUCAGUGAUGAGGAGCUUCUGAAAAACAGGGGUCUGGCUGGACUUAGCAAUUUACCUCCUUGCUUCAUAGGCUGUGUACUCAAGAAAUUUGAUAUUAUAAACGAUAAAGGUUUAUAUGACGCAGAGGCGGGCAUAGCCAAAAUAGAGAAAUUAUUGCCAAAUAACGAAUUUUUAGAUAAAAUAUCUGGAGUUUUGAAAAGUUGCGAGUCAGCAAACGAGAAAUCUGUCGGAGACGGAGAUGCUGGGUGCGAGAGAGCUGUCCUGGUAGCCACCUGCUAUUUGGAGCAUAAAACUGCUGUCAUUGCCUAAGCAGCGUCAGGACUCAUAUGGAU